This is a messenger RNA of Puntigrus tetrazona (Sumatra barb), 2847 nucleotides long. It is a transcript of the gene dtx3, whose product is annotated as deltex E3 ubiquitin ligase 3. Gene Ontology annotation, biological process: Notch signaling pathway; protein ubiquitination. The coding region runs from base 1090 to 2172 and encodes 360 amino acids. The transcript has 4 exons. Gene Ontology annotation, molecular function: metal ion binding. NCBI's taxonomy places the organism in Eukaryota, Metazoa, Chordata, Actinopteri, Cypriniformes, Cyprinidae. The record is from RefSeq and is a predicted model, not a curated record.
CACAUCCCGUAAUCUCUAAUCCGGCUCAGCCAACAGACUAGAAUGACGAACUUCCUGCCUACAUUAUCUUGUUUUCAGGGGGUUUUUCAGCGUAAUUGCUGAAAGCGAACUACACGAUAACGAAACAUGCCACAGAGACGCCGAGUUCGCGUCACGAAGGAGCCCUAGGCGAAACGGUUUCGUCGUGACAGUCAACGAUGCUCUUUGUACGCUUGUUGUCUUCCUGUGGCCAAGGACGGGGAAUUGGAAAACCACAAAGAGCCUGAGCUGGUGUGUUGAUCGAGCGAAGUGUCACCCGAACUUGAAUAGGAUAUCCCGAGCAUUAAUUCGCCAGCAUUGUCGUAGUUUUAAGGCACGUUCAAUGCAGCGGUCGUCUGUUGACUUCUUCGUCGAGUGGAAGCAGGCAUUCUCCAGUUGCAGUAGGUUCCCUUUACAUUCAUCUCUUCCGGCAAAGUCACCACAGAAGGUGAAUUCAUUUAGUAAACGAACACAAUAGGCUUCAUCCCACUGUGUUUUAACGUUAUUGCUGUUCUUGCGUAGCAAAUGCUUAGGUUAAGGCAACUGCCAUCCUUUUCUUCAUCUUGUCAGGUUGCUGGACAAUCCGCGGAAUAAACAAUGUCUUGAUCUAACUUGUAUAUUUAUUUUCUCUAAAACAGGGAAAUAGGCCCGUUACUGCAAUUAACGAGAAUUUAUGGGAUCACAAGGUAAUUUAGUUUCAAUAAUGUAAUCACUGCAAGCAUCAAGUGACAUUCACGAGCAGGUAGAGCAACACAGAACGAUCCUUUGUUUAUACAGUGAACAUAUUUCGGAGCAGCUGAUGUGAUUCUGCACAGCUGCCUGUUGGUGUUGAACGAGCAGUGCUCAGCACAGCCUAUUCAUGCAAGAAACUUCAUUGUCUAGAAUAUUCCACCCUAUCCGCUGCACAACCACAAAUCGAUUGGAUCGUGAAAGGGUAAAUUAUAUUAUGAUGACUAAACCCCAAUAAUGUAAUCCUUUUUUCAUAAAAGAUUAAGCGCAAGGAGCUGGUAAGAUCUGGCUGAGAAGAAUUUGCAUGCCACCCUGCAGCUCUUGUCAGUCUCUUCUGAUGAGAUGAGCGUGCGAGCGGGGCAGGGCAGUGACGAGGUGCUGGUGUCGCAGGCGGUGUGGGAUUACCUUGCAGCCGCAGGGCGACCCUGGUUGGUCGACUUCGAGGAUAAGCAGGGGCUAAGUGCAGACAUCAUCCGGCGCGGGGAGCGAGGUGGCUGCUGUGCCGUGCGGCUCUCCCCGGUGGAGGGCAGCAGCAGGGCCAGAACUGGAAUGAUGGAGGGGCCGGUUUCUCCUGUUACACGGAAAGCUUUCAUAGACUUAUGCCGCUGUGCCCGAAAAGAAAUGACCAAACAAGAAGCGGCUCCUAAAAGGAAACGUUCCCUAUUGCCGUGCAUGACAGCAAUGGAACCCGACGGGGAAGGCAGCUUGUUGCCUCCGCCUCCCCCUCAACCGCGGCGUUCACAGAGGCAGCAGCAGAAAUACAGGAAAAAUGCAGACAUGGACGCCUGUGUGGUUUUACCCAUGCAACAUGAGGCCGCAGCAAGGACCGGCGCUGAAUUAGCCAUAGCUCAUGAAGAAGAGAGCACCGUUUGCUCUAUCUGCAUGGGCGAAAUGGUGGAAAAGACAACUCUGGACAAGUGCGGCCACUCGUUCUGUCGGUCCUGCUUAGAACAGGCGUUUCAAGUCAAAAAAGCGUGUCCUGUGUGCAGGCUGGUGUAUGGACAGCUUAUCGGUAACCAGCCAGCCAACGGGACCAUGAUGGUUGAAAGAGAUCCAGACCUGGAGUUGCCUGGCCAUGAAGGUUAUGGCUGCAUAUGCAUUAUUUACAGUUUCCCUCCCGGUUUGCAAGCGCAAGAGCAUCCGAACCCUGGGGUGAGGUAUCCAGGCACAGACCGGGUGGCAUACCUGCCAGACAGCCCUGAGGGAAACCGCGUCCUCCGCAUGCUGCGGCGGGCCUUUGAGCAGCGCCUCAUCUUCACCAUAGGCACCUCCAUGACCACCGGCAUGCAUAAUGUCAUUACCUGGAAUGACAUCCACCACAAGACCUCCAUAUGGGGUGGACCACGAUGCUUUGGUUAUCCAGAUCCUACAUACCUUGUUCGGGUGACGGAGGAACUGCGAGAGAAAGGAAUAACAGCUGAUUGAUUUGUGUGGAGCACUUGAGAAGAUUCAAAGGAUGGCAAACGUGCGUGCGCUUGACCACAGUCUCUUCACAAACACGCUGUGUCGAGUCAAGCCACAGUCAUCUGCUGCAGCAUUGUUUUGGUCAGGACGCUGUUUCACAAUGUUUUUUCGUUUUCGGUCUUUAUGUUUAGCUUUGUUCUUUAGUUCACGUAAGUGAAGGCAGUGUGUUUUCUUUGGUACAAACCUGGGGUGCACUUUACUGAGACGGAUUGUUCAAUGUACUCAGCUGAGUUUAAAAUACCCACUGGACUGCUAAUGUGAAUGUCACGAAGGUGUACACAAUUCCUCAUCCACAGUCAAAACCUCCUCUUCCCUGUUCAGGUUGGAAUCGCUAGGCUGUCGGCCUCCUUCUUCUGACUCACUUUCUUCCAUACAAACUGUCCUUUAGAACAGCUGAUGGUAACAUCUGGAUGGAGACAAAUGGCAGAGCACAGUUAAAUGGGUACAGCUGGGACAAUCCCAUGCAACAUUUUUUUUUUUCUAGUAAUCAGCACUAAGAGGCACUUUGCAAUGGAAGUAAUCUUUUUAUUAUGAGAAUUUAAAGUGGAUUCUGCCUGAUCUUCCAAAGUGCAGGAUCUAGAGAGGUUAUUUGUGGGCCUUUCUUAUUAUAAGGUCCUAAUAAAAGAGAUGCAAGUC